Messenger RNA from Brenthis ino (lesser marbled fritillary), 618 nucleotides. Lineage: Eukaryota; Metazoa; Arthropoda; Insecta; Lepidoptera; Nymphalidae. The record is from the annotation of a GenBank genome assembly.
AUGCCCCUCAUGAGAAUCAGAAGCGUCGAAAUAGUAUUUGAAGAUGAAAUAUCAACAUACACUGACACUAAUCUAUUAGACCACAGUAUAGAAUUGAUUGUUUCCGACAGUGACGACUCCACUAAAUGUGUGGACGAUUUGGAACAACUCCACGAAAACGAAGACUCGGUCACUUUAAACCCAGAAGUCGAUUUAUCAGAUGAUAAUUCAGCUUCGAAUAUCGAUGUCCCGAAAUGUAUCGAGAACAUCCAGAUAUCUGAAGACUCCACAGCUAUCGAUGAUACGAUAUCGAUAAAUAUAUCGGAAUGGUGCGAUUCGGGACGCUUCACUGAGGAGGCUUCGUCAUCUCACAUCGAAGUUCCAGUAUUGUAUUCGGACGCUGUGCUUUCCAAUUCGUACGACGCCGUCAAUGUUGAUGAAUCGAUUAUCAGCGUGUUCGAGGCGGAAAUCGAUAAAAAAAAGCUUUACGAGUACAUCGAUAGUGACAGCGAUAGUUCGGACAACACGGCCGUAUGUGACGAUACUGAGAAUCUGAAAACAUCCGACGGUAACUUGGAAGACACUCUGUGCGACGCUAAUGAUCUUCAAUACGAUUCGUUUGUUGAUAUUGGUAAAUUU